Trichosporon asahii var. asahii CBS 2479 is the source of this 951-nucleotide messenger RNA. RefSeq lists its product as uncharacterized. Bases 1 to 951 code for a protein of 316 amino acids. The transcript has 3 exons. The record is from RefSeq and is a predicted model, not a curated record. NCBI's taxonomy places the organism in Eukaryota, Fungi, Basidiomycota, Tremellomycetes, Trichosporonales, Trichosporonaceae.
AUGCAGUGUCCGAUCUUUGGGCUCGAUCUCAUCAAACGCCUCAACUGUCUCAACCGCCUUCUCAGACUCAAGGAUACGCAAGCACGCAACAGCAACUCCUCCAAGCCCAACAUCUUCGACUACGCUAUCAUUCGCAGAACAAGCCCACCAACUACAUCGCCAGCCACGCCUUCGGGAAGCGGCACGCCACCAAGUUCAUCUCGAUCAACGACACCUUACCAGACAGAGCGCAGAACCAGACAGAGCGCAGAACGGCACGCUAGCGACCCGCACGGCACACGUCACACACCGCAAACAUCUGCUUACCGCUCCGUAACACACAAGUACUGCGGCCGAUCGGCUCAUCCAGCGGCGAAGCACAGCCACCUCCCAGAGUGGCGAACUAGUGGCAAUCUCUUCCAGCCACCGAAGAUCAGUCUUCGAGAUAUCAAGUGGAACACAGCUUCGGUACCGAGCCUCCACCGCACAACCAACGCUUCCAUCAGCGAGCAUCAGCCACUCCCUCAAUCUACACAGCUUGGUCUAGGACUGCAAGGUCAGCAGCGGCUCUUAAGAGUGCAUAUCAACUCGUCAACGGACAUCGACCAGUCAACACCCCAAGUCCAGUCCGUCGUCCUCGACUCCCACCCAUCAGACCCAUCAACACUCCUCACACUUGAGCUCGCAACCCUCGAGGCUCACGCCAACACCCCCCUCGCAGCACACAACCAUGGACCCCAUCACGCUCUGCACAGCCGCAGGCCUCAGCAUCGUGCUGCAGGAACCCCAGCCGCCGACACCCAAGACGCCCGAGACGGACCUGAGCCAGCUCCUCGCGCAGUUGGACGAGCUGAAGGUGACUCUCGACAAGAGCUCGACAUAGCGAGCCCGUCUGCGGUGGCGCGCCGUGACCGCAAAGCAUCGUCAGGUCGAAUGGGACGGAUGGCUGGACCAACUGUCCCUAUAACUUGA